AUGGCCAACCCUAGAGUCGAGGAGCUUCCGGACGACGAGCCCACCAAGAACGUCUCCGUCGAGGAGGGCAACGACGAUGACAGCUCCGACUCCGAGAUCGAGGCGGGCGACUCCAGCCUGCCCGCCGGCUCUACCGCCGUCAUCCACUCUCGCAACGAGAAGAAGGCUCGCAAGGCCAUGGAGAAGCUGCAUCUGACCCGCAUCCAGGGCAUCACCCGUGUCACCCUCCGCCGACCAAAGAACAUCCUCUUCGUGAUCAACAACCCUGAGGUCUACAAGUCUCCUAACAGCAACACGUACAUCGUCUUCGGUGAGGCCAAGAUCGAGGAUCUCAACGCUUCCGCCCAGGCCGCCGCCGCCCAGCAGCUCGCCCAGGCCGAGCACGACCACGCUGGCCACGACCACGGCGAGUCCAGCAAGGCCGUCGAGGGUGGUGAGGCCAAGAAGGAGGAAGAGGAGGAGGACGAUGGUGAGGAGGUUGACGCCGAGGGUAUCGAGGACAAGGACAUCGAGCUUGUCAUGACCCAGGCCAACGUAUCACGGAAGAAGGCUAUCAAGGCACUGAAGGAGAACGACAAUGACAUUGUCAACUCCAUCAUGGCUCUGAGCAUCUAA
Molecule: messenger RNA, 615 nt
Organism: Diaporthe amygdali
Lineage: Eukaryota; Fungi; Ascomycota; Sordariomycetes; Diaporthales; Diaporthaceae
Product: nascent polypeptide-associated complex subunit alpha
Exons: 3
Coding region: 1-615 (204 amino acids)
Biological process (GO): protein targeting to membrane
Cellular component (GO): cytoplasm; nascent polypeptide-associated complex
Source: RefSeq, a predicted model, not a curated record